ACGAAUCCUCUCCUCAUAGGAUGUUUACACCUGGGGAUCUGGGAUUGGAAACGCGAAGGUUGUAAUGAUCGCUGAGGAUUCUAGCAUGACGAACGGCCGUGGUAACGCGUCGACGACGACCGAGCCGACGGCGAGGCGGUGAACGGGCGAGGCGGAGUCCGCGACGUCGACGUGAGUUUUAUUCCGGCCAGUCCCAUCCGCUCGGUCGAAUGCCGAGCGUUGCCUUCCCCGUGCACAAGUAUAUUUGGUCCCGUGAAUAAAUUAUGAGCGUGGACAGCGAGAACAAGUCGAGCGAGACGCGAGCGAUCGUGCCGUAUAGCGCGGAGAACGGCACCGACGAUGGCAUCGAGGACGGGCCGGUGACUCCGGAAAUGGUGCUCCGACUGCCCACCAUCACGGACAAGUAUCUCUGCUCACCAGAGGCCAACGUCUACGACAUAGACUUCACAAGAUUCCAGAUCAGGGAUCUAGAAACUGGUGCUGUGUUAUUUGAAAUAACAAAACCUCCCGCUAGUGAAUGUGAUGUUCAUCAAGAACCAGAACCAGAUUGCGAAGAACUCGGAUCCGAGGAUGCAAAUACGGGACGCUUCGUGCGGUAUCAAUUCACACCACAAUUUUUAAAGUUGAAGACAGUUGGGGCAACAAUCGAAUUUCUAGUGGGGCCUAAGCCGAUCAAUAACUUCCGGAUGAUCGAACGGCACUUUUUCCGAGACAGGCUACUGAAAACUUUCGAUUUCCAAUUUGGAUUUUGCAUACCAAAUAGCAAAAACACAUGCGAACACAUCUACGAGUUUCCAACAUUGCCUGCGGAUCUAGUUUCCGAAAUGAUCGCGAAUCCCUUUGAGACGCGAUCAGAUUCAUUUUAUUUCGUCGACAAUCAGCUUGUGAUGCACAAUAAGGCCGACUACGCAUACAAUGGUGGGCAUACAACGCACGAUAUAUUGUAAUAGGCGGUUUGUUGAUUAGUACUAUUGCAAGUGAUAUAUAGGGUUAUAAAAGUAUGUCACAGUUACACAUGUUACAGCGUUGAUGAUGAUAAUGGUGAUAAUAACUGGUUUGCACAUUUGGCUAGCGUUUAAAAUUUCGUCUUUUGGCACAAAAACGCUUAAAAAAUUUGCGUAUCAGCGUUUGAACGCGCGAAUAUUAUCGCAACGGAAAUGUUUUAAUCCAAAAGCUACACUUGAUUUGUUGGCAAAUUGAAUAGUUCCUAUUUUUUCUUUAGGGAAGAGACCGUUAUUUAUUUAUAAAUAAUUAUUGAAUCAAAGUGAUACUUAGUUUUAUAGAACAUUUUAUUGGCGUCUGUCCUUAUACGAUGCGUUCGCUAGCUGCGAGCAUCAUUUUUUUCAAGCACACGUAGCACAUUGACACACGUGGCCUGAGUGGAAUUACAUUUAAUUCCAUGAAUUUUCUAAUUUUUAAAGUACAGCCUACAACAAUUCCCACGACACAUGUGCGACGGAGAGCAAAUUAAAUUAGGAAUUGUUUUUUCGAUGCUUAACGGCGCUUUUUAGCUGCAAUUAUGUAACUUGCAGUUUCUUUCCACUCUUACACGAAUACUAUCAUUCAAAUACUUUUUUCACAAUUGUUCUGUAAUAUUGUGGAGUUCAUCCAAAAUACACAUAUAUAUAUAUAUAUUUACAAAGGA
Messenger RNA from Monomorium pharaonis (pharaoh ant), 1645 nucleotides. It is a transcript of the gene unc-119, whose product is annotated as protein unc-119 homolog. The transcript has 4 exons. The record is from RefSeq and is a predicted model, not a curated record. Gene Ontology annotation, biological process: lipoprotein transport; nervous system development; cilium assembly. Lineage: Eukaryota; Metazoa; Arthropoda; Insecta; Hymenoptera; Formicidae. Gene Ontology annotation, cellular component: cilium. Gene Ontology annotation, molecular function: lipid binding. Bases 264 to 947 code for a protein of 227 amino acids.